Messenger RNA from Acipenser ruthenus (sterlet), 1843 nucleotides. Its product is annotated as cytochrome b-245 chaperone 1 homolog. The record is from RefSeq and is a predicted model, not a curated record. The coding region runs from base 1 to 531 and encodes 176 amino acids. The transcript is spliced from 6 exons. NCBI's taxonomy places the organism in Eukaryota, Metazoa, Chordata, Actinopteri, Acipenseriformes, Acipenseridae.
AUGAAAGUUGGCUGCUGCUUCUUGAGUCUCACUCACACGCGCAUCCACCUCAAAAGGCUGCCUGGCUUCCGGUCCUGGGCUCUGUUGGUCGACAGCUGGAUGUGGAAGCUCUUCUACGUAGCUGGGUGCUGUUUUGUCGCUAUACAUAACCUGGAGGAGUGGGAGGAGGCCAUUUUUGAUAAGUCUAAAGGUCAAGUCAUUCUGAAGUCAUUUAACCUCUACACCAAAAUACUGACCAUGUGGAGGAAGGGACACGAGCAAGUGGUGGCCGAGCUGAAUCACCUGAGGGAUGUGAGUGUGGAGGAGGAGAGAGUGCGCUACCUGGGGAAAGGCUACCUGGUGGUCUUGCGAUUUGCCACCGGAUUCUCCCACCCGCUCACUCAGAGCGCCACCCUUGGCAGGAGGAGUGAUGCAGACGCUAUCGCUGAGCUGCUGAAGCGUUUUCUUGGGCUGGAUAAAGCACAGCAGAGGGAGAAAGCCUCUGACUCAGAUAGCAGUAACAGUGACCAAAUCGAACUCGAUGAAAACUAACCAGGUGAAGAAUCCUGGUGCCCCUCCGUUCCCUGGACAGGUAGCCAGCGGUGAUGAGCUCUGUGCUGCGAAGUCUGCCUGGGCCCUGGGCUUGACGAGAUUGGCUAAUUGCAGAACUGCAGAUCUUGUGGUGCCACUGCAUACCAGCGGGGUUACCAAGGCUGGGAACACUUUUCAAUGUCAUACCCUUAACUUGACAGAACUCUGGCAAGCUUCGAAGUUUAACCUUAGCUUUGUCCAAUCCUUUUCAGGUUGCACACAAUCCUUUGUUGCUUAUCUGAUGUUAAUGACUUUUUUGAUAUUGUGUGUGUGUGUGUAUUUAAAAUUUCUGUUUUGGCUUGAAGGAGUGUUAACCUAAGGUAAAAAAUAUAGAAACAUGUUCUUGCUUUUAUAGCACUUACAACACUAUAGCUGCCCCCCAUAUCCCCCCUAUAUUACUUUGCAUGGACAUUACGUGAUAAUAUUCUGAAUGCUGUGGGUAUAGGACAUGGAUCAUGAUGCUGAUAAUGUUUAGACGCAUGCGUAAUAAAAUUACUGACAUGCUUGGUUUUAAGUGACACUAUGCUGUUUUGUAUGCUGUCGUUAUCUCCAUUGACAUUGGAGUCAGGUCACUCAUAUUGAAAACAGCAAGAUCAAUUCUGAUGCUACAAGCCGAACACAGGUGGAUAGUGGAUUCUUUGACAACAAUCUAGAACAGUUUAUUGCAGACUGAUCUUGCUGAAAUACAAUUUAGUGGAAUCUCUUAGCCAUAUAUUUUAAUUGGAAUCACAAAUCCUGGUAUCCCACAAUUACACUGAGGGUUUUCCAUGAAUGUUCAUGCAGUACUGUUGUUAUUCCACGAAAGUAGAUAACCAAGUGAGUGGGUUGUUUAACCCCAUUUUCAUGAGUGGAAUAAACACAGCACUCCACGAAUGUUAAUUGCUGUAGAAGGGUCCACAGUAACAGGAGCCUGAGUUGGGCUAAAAUAAAGUUGCUCUUAUACAAAUUUUCAAAAUUCGAAUCCAUAUUUAUUUAGGUCACUGAAGUGUAGCCUAGCUGUAAAUGUAUUGAACAGAUCAAGUUUGGUACUAAAUUAUAUUUGUCAAAAUAGAAAAAUAAGCAGCACACGUUUUGUUGUUGUUGGUAUUAGUAUAUCAAAUAAUAGUGAAGUGCCUUGCUUGUUAUUAAUUUUUAUUUGAAAAUGGUUCUUUUUAAAUAUUGCACCAUACGUUAUUACAAUAAGACAGAAUGAUUUAUAGCACAGAUAAUGUACCUGUAAACAUUUUAUACAUUUUUUAAAAAUAAAACUUCAAUACAAAAUCAUGUGCAGUGU